AUGCGUCGUGGCGCAUCGCAUCUGUGCUGCCUUGCACAUUACUUCAAUACUACCUACCCUGAUCGACAAGUGGCGCUGAACGAUGCCCUGGAACUGCUCCGCUCGCUCGUGAGCUACGCGAGUGAGUUUCCCAACACAGAAGUGCCGCACAUACCGCAUACCAAUGAUCUCUUUGGGUACGUAAAGCUACAGGUUGGAUCUUGGGCUCGGCGCAUCGGCCAUUCAUACACCCAUGAUGCCAGCGGUGCCUAUAUCGGUCCAUUGCGGGGCGUAUUGGCGAGGCUAAUUCAUGCAUCGACAGACACGUCCGCUAAGCUUUCUCGAUCUGCUCAUACGUUUUACGAACUCCCACCCUCUCCAUUGUGGCCGGACUGGGACUUUGAUGUGGCCAAGGCGCAGAAUGCGCAUUUAGAAAACGAUUGGCCUGUAACCAACGGCUGGGAACAAGCGAUGUGGGGUCCCUUUGUGGGACAGGUUCAUGCACCGCUUGCUCCACGUAUGCAGGCCAUUGUACAACGUCAUCGCAAGCGUCUCUCGCGCACAGCCCUGCUAAAUUUGCUCCAGCGUCUUGUUGGUACAACCGAGGCGCCGCCUGUCGAGCCAGAGCCACACCUGCUUGCUAAGCGCGCCCACGCAGAGCGACUGCUAGAGUGGUUGGCCUUCUCGGAGCCACUCGACGAGGCUACAAUGGUGUCUGAUGCAUUUGCUAUGAAGUCGUCUGGUCAACCUGCGCAAGACGAUGCUCUAUGGAUUCUUGGCGAGCACUACUUUUGGGGCACGCACGGAGUUACGCCGAAUGCCACUCGCGCACUUGAUUGCUUUGAGCGACUGUCACUGCAUGGGAAUGCCACCGCCCAUGCGCGCCUAGGAUACCUCUACAGCAGUGCGUACGCGGCCGAUAUGCAUCAGAUCCCACCGAGACCUGAUGAGGCGCUUGUGCACUAUGCGUUUGCCGCACAAGAAAAGGACUGGCAUGCACGCAGUGUAAUGGCACACCGCUAUCGGCGCGGCUUGGGUGUACCCCAAGAUUGUUUGGAAGCCAUGCAUACCUAUGAUCAGAUGGCCCGUGAAACGCAGAUGUUGAAAUACCAGCCCAGGGCAUUGACAGACAAGAAAGCUUUACAGCGUCUUAUGGAGACCUACGAAGACUACGCUCUUGAAGACGAGCCCCACAAGCGCUACAUACUUGCUCGCUCCCAUUACUUUGGCAGUAUUGUUAGCGAUCAUGAUGUGCUGGGAGCGAUACCGUACGACCCAGAAGCUAGUGCCCAGCAUGCGCUAGCGCUUGCCACCGCUCGAUGGCCAUACCCCCCUAUUCUUGAUGAUAUUCAAGAUGAGUCGCAUCUCGGUCCCAAGCUGCGCCCUGUGUAUGUGGCUCAAGAACAAGACCUGGCACAUCAGCUUGCCGCUAGAGCAGCGGCAUCACUGUUAGGCAUGCAGUACUUGCGUGGAGACGGCGUAUCGCAAGACUUUGUGCGGGCCAAGGUUUGGUUCACGCGGGCCGCUUUGGAGGAGGAUGCGCAGGGAAUUGUCGGCCUAGGUGUGAUGUAUUUGUAUGGCUUUGGCGGCCUGACGCCGAACGUGACCAAGGCCGAGACGCUCUUCCGACACGUGUCUGAAAAAGGCUUGACGUUCCAGGCAUGGUCCAUGGCCGCCGAGUCUGGCGUAGAAGAGGCGCAGGACAACAUCGCCUUCAUUUUGGAUCAGUUUACCUCGUGGCAACACAACCCUGCGCCUGCAGUGGACGACGCCCUAGCCAAGCAUUACUGGGGCCAAAACGGUGAUGCUCAACGUGCAGCGAAUUGCUUCACCAAUUUGGUGGAUAUGUCUCGUAAUUGGAUCGCAACUGUGCAUGAUGACGUUUCCAGGAUAAAUCUUGACAACUUCGCUGGUGCCUCUUUUGAUUUAAUGUCGGCAUGGCGUCUGGGCUCGAUGUAUGCACAAGGUGCUCCACCUAUGAAGCGCGAUUUGGCGCUGGCAAAGCGGCUAUUCGACUACUUGAGCAAAUCAUUUCCCCAAACGACAAACCCUCUCAUGUUCUUGCUCAUGGGGCGCCUCUUUUUCCAGACCUUGUGGGCCAUGCUACAGGGCGAUAUCACGGCGCGGCGCAUGUUGCUCUCCUACUUUCCGUCCAGCCUCAAAGAACCGUGGAGCGAGGAGGCCCUAUCCAUGGCGGUAGAGCUCUCUUUCUUUAUUACGGGCGUUUUGGGCCUCAUUGUUUUAGUCGUGGUACGGCGAUACUUCCAACGGCGUCUCACUGCGGCCGAAGCAGCGCGCACGGCCUUGUUGCGGCGUGGACCUAGUGGCGAUGCCUCUACAUAG
This is a messenger RNA of Malassezia sympodialis ATCC 42132, 2322 nucleotides long. RefSeq lists its product as uncharacterized. Gene Ontology annotation, biological process: ERAD pathway. The coding region runs from base 1 to 2322 and encodes 773 amino acids. Gene Ontology annotation, cellular component: endoplasmic reticulum membrane. The record is from RefSeq and is a predicted model, not a curated record. The transcript has 5 exons. Lineage: Eukaryota; Fungi; Basidiomycota; Malasseziomycetes; Malasseziales; Malasseziaceae. Gene Ontology annotation, molecular function: protein binding.